UAAGGUGGACAUACAAGUACUCAGGUCUCCUCCCAUGGUGGUUUCUCCCUCCAAUGCCCAUCAGUGACCCUAGGAAACGGCCAAUCCGUUUCGCUCGAUCGUUUCUCAGCAGACACGCCGCCAAAGAAGAGCUCUCUCAAGCAGUGUCUCGUCUCGAGUCCCUGACAGAGCAAGGGAUUCGCUUACCAUUCGAAGUCCUCGCGUCGCUGCUCCAGCGCUGUGGAGAAACGAGGUCCUUGAAGCAAGGGAAAUGGAUUCAUCGUCACUUGAAGAUCACUGGAUUCAAGAGACCCAACACGCUUUUGUCUAAUCAUUUGAUCGGAAUGUAUAUGAAAUGCGGCAAACCAAUUGACGCGUGUAAAGUGUUCGAUAGAAUGCUCACCAGGAACUUGUAUUCGUGGAACAAUAUGGUCUCUGGGCUUGUCAAGUCAGGGAUGUUGGUUCGUGCACGAGAGGUGUUCGAUAGUAUGCCCGAGAGGGAUGUUGUCUCAUGGAACUCGAUGGUCGUUGGGUACGCUCGGAGUGGGAAUGUAAACGAAGCUUUGUGGUUUUAUAGAGAGCUGAGGAGAUCUGGGAUCAAGUGCAACGAGUUCAGCUUCGCGGGGUUGUUGACAACGUGUGUGAAAUCGAGAGAGCUCCAGCUCACUCGGCAAGCUCACGGGCAGGUUAUGGUUGCUGGGUUUCUCUCAAAUGUGGUGCUUUCUUGUUCUAUCAUGGAUGCUUAUGCGAAAUGCGGUGAGAUGGAGAGCGCCAAAAGAUGUUUCGAUGAGGUGGCAGUGAAGGAUAAUUAUAUUUGGACUACUCUCAUCUCCGGAUACGCCAGAGUAGGUGAUAUGGAAGCAGCUAACGAGCUGUUCAUUGAGUUGCCAGAGAAAGAUCCAGUCUCUUGGGAUGCUUUAAUUUCUGGAUACGUUAGACAAGGCUCAGGGGACCGAGCGCUGCAGCUGUUUAGAGAAAUGAUUGCUUUGAGGGUUAAACCUGAGCAAUUUACUUUCAGCAGCUGUCUCUGUGCCUCUGCAUCAUCUCUUGGACAUGGCAAGCAAAUACAUGGCUACAUGAUCCGUACAAAUGUUGGUCCCAAUGCAAUUGUCAUCAGUUCUCUGAUCGAUAUUUACUCCAGAUCAGGGAGCUUAGAAGCCGGCGAGCGGGUUUUCAAUCUUUGCGGCGACAAGCAAGACUGUGUUGUGUGGAACACGAUGAUUUCUUCAUUGGCACAGCAUGGGCUUAGCCACAAGGCCUUGCGAGUGCUUGAUGACAUGAUCAAACUCAGAGUCCACCCGAACCGGACGACUCUGGCUGUGAUUCUGAGUGCCUGCAGUCACUCAGGUCUGGUGGAGGAAGGUGCAAGGUGCUUUGAUUCAUUGACUGCUGAUUACGGGAUCGUUCCCGACCAAGAACAUUACUCAUGUCUGAUAGAUCUCCUAGGUCGUGCCGGUUGUUUUGAAGAGUUGAUGAGCAGGAUCGAGAAAAUGCCUUUUAGACCAGACGAGCACAUCUGGAAUGCAAUCCUAGGAGUAUCCAGAAUCCAUGGAAAUAUGGAACUGGAGAAAAAAGUGGCGGAAGAGCUGAUUAAACUGGACGCAGAGCAAAAAGAAGAAGCUUCAAGAAGAUGAUCCUCGGACAAGAAGAUGCAUUUUCUGUAAAUUUUCUUCCCGUGAGGAUUGUACACUACUGUUAAAAGCCUGCAAAAGCAGAGGGAAGUUAUAGGUGUUGUGGUGAUAUUUUUUUUUAGCAGCUUCAAAAGUUUUGUAAGUGUAGCAGAGCUAACGAACUACAACUGUCGAAUUCUUUCUUUCUUUUUUUUUCCUUACUGGAGGCAAUUUUUCAAACGAAAAGAUUAAUAUUUCUGGUUUGAUUUGUAA
Molecule: messenger RNA, 1862 nt
Organism: Brassica rapa (field mustard)
Lineage: Eukaryota; Viridiplantae; Streptophyta; Magnoliopsida; Brassicales; Brassicaceae
Product: pentatricopeptide repeat-containing protein At2g21090
Biological process (GO): RNA modification
Molecular function (GO): RNA binding; protein binding
Source: RefSeq, a predicted model, not a curated record